AUGGCUCUCCGUCGAUUCAACGCCGGUGGCAAGAAGCAGAAGGAGCUGACUGAGGAACAGAAGCAGGAAAUCAAAGAGGCCUUCGAUCUGUUCGACACAGACGGUUCAGGUGAGAUUGACUCCAAGGAGCUGAAGGUAGCGAUGCGAGCUUUGGGCUUCGAGCCCAAGAAGGAAGAAAUCCAGAAGAUGAUUUCUGACGUGGACGAUGACGGUAGCGGCACCAUUGGCUAUGAAGAGUUCCUGAAGAUGAUGACCCACAAGAUCCUGAAUCGUGAUCCGAAGGAUGAGAUCCUCAAGGCCUUCCGGCUCUUCGAUGACGAUGAGACCGGCAAGAUUUCCUUCAAGAACCUGAAGCGAGUGGCCAAGGAGCUGGGUGAGCGAAUGACAGACGAGGAACUCCAGGAGAUGAUUGAUGAGGCUGACCGCGAUGGCGACGGAGAGGUCAACGAAGAGGAGUUCCUGCGCAUCAUGAAGAAGACAAACUUGUUCUGA
Molecule: messenger RNA, 492 nt
Organism: Symbiodinium pilosum
Lineage: Eukaryota; Dinophyceae; Suessiales; Symbiodiniaceae
Source: the annotation of a GenBank genome assembly